AGAAUGAUUGCUAAGUAUUUCAUCAUCGGUAUCUAAUUUUCUUAAAAGCCGCCAGUCUUGUUUUUCUUAAAAAAAAUUCUUUUUUUUGCGUGUGUUUACACAGAAAAUAUAGAAAUCCACAGUACAACAACAGAGAGUGAAAAAAAUGAACUACUUUAUUUUUCUGACGGUUUGAUCCACUAAUUAAAGAAUUGAGUAAUGCUAUCCAUCGGAUUAUCUUAUAAAACUAGAAGUUGAAAGUUAACACGAAUUUUUAUAUAGUUUAAUAUAGAAAAGUAAGUCAGCUUAGGUUUUAUCAUCAAGCUAUUGGUUGACAAUGUCGGAUGAAAGCGAUUUAUAGGACUAGUAAGUAAUUAUUCUAUUAAUCUAAUGUUGUUUAAAGAUUUAACAAUGACAUGAACUUUUAGCAUGGCCGAAACGUUACACGUUCACGUGUCAGUGACGUUUAGUUUCUUCCCACGUAUCCAAAACUCAAUUAUUUGUAUAUUUUUCGUAUUUUGCCGGCUCGUAAUUUCUUGAAUUGAUUAUAGUUGUUUCUGGUUAUAAUUUGAAAACUAAUCUUAUCUAAGUUUUUAGAGGUUUACCAUUUCAACAUGACAGGCAAAAUACUUACAGGUGUGCAAUGCACCCUGCACACUGCACAAUCAAAGCGUAGAUCAGAGAAUGGUACCACGAUUUUCUAAUUUAUACACUAAUUAACACACAUUACUUAAUUUGGAUAUGUUAGUUAAUUCUUACAUAUUCGUAUGAGUCAUAGUUACAAUUCAAGACUAUCCCAAACAUUUGGACAACUCAAGGUUUAUGAUAAUCUAUGUAAACAUUAAUCAUUAAUAUAAUAUAUUUUUUAUGAGACCUGGCAAUAGUUGACAAUAGUUUAUGCACCACUAUAGUUAUUUCAGAUAUAAUAAUUAACUUUUUUUUUGGGCAACAAUAAUUAACUUUUCUAAGUGAUUCAAUAGCCAACCAACAUUAUUUUAUGUUACGUUUUCAAUCAACCGAGCAUUGACAUUAACUUAUUAAAUGAUAAUACUCUGAAUCUGGAAUCUGACAUUGCAGCAGGUAUCAUUGGAUUUAUUUAAUUAAGUUUUCGAACGGAUAAUGCAAAGUUUUCGUUUAAAAAUUUAUAAGGGAAUAUACCAUUGCAUUCUCAACAUUUUUAUACUACCUGGAUUAUGAUAUGGGUUAUAUUGAGAGCAAAAAUAGCCCUAUCAUUGAAUGUUAGAUUUUUGAUGAUUCGAAAAUUGCAUACAUAUUUAUUUAUACUUGUCAUUUUGAACCGGAAGUUUUAUCUAUUUUAUUAGUAGUUUUUUUUAAUCAAUCUUAAUAUAGUAUUAGGGUUCAAGUUGACCCAAAACAGAUUUCCCUACCCAAAAGUAAAUUCAAUUCCAGCCAAUAUAGAUCAAAAUCAAAUUAAAGAGUUUCUUAAAUUAAGGAUACGUUAUAACAUUCAACUCGAAGACGUUCAACCCGGUACAUCGAUCGGUUCCAAAAGAAAAUAGCCAAUCCAUCUAAAGCCGACUGAGACCCCAAUUAAAAGGAUCAUUAUUUCAUCUUGACUGUGUAAUUGCAACGGUGAGUGUGAUUCGAACGUUUAUAUGUAUUCACGCUUUAACCCCAUAUGACGGGUUGAGCUAUACCUGUCCAAAAAAUCGAGAACAUAAAUCUUAGAAACUAACUGUCUUAUUCUUUCACUUGUGCUACAUAAACUAUAAUAAAUUCCAUUUAAUUUACAUCAGUUCAGUGUUUCAGUUUAAUUGUCGCCGUAGAGUAAAAUUUUUGUUUUAAAAUAAAUGCCGUUUUAAAAUUUCAAUAUUAAAUUUAUUAACAAUAUUCUCUAGUCUAUUUUUUUAUUGGUUGAAAUAUGGUUACAUGUAUUAGUAAUGAUAUUUUUAUUUUGAAAAUAUGCAAAACUUAAUGUUUUCUUCAUAUGUGUGUAUAAACCUAAAAAUACAAUUAAAGUGAAACGGAUGGAGUACGUAAUAAACAAAUGGUGGUCGGUGUUUUAUUCUGAAAGUUUAAUCAUAUUCAUUUUGUGUUUAUGUGUAUAAAUGGAAUUUGCUUAUGUGCUUCAGAGCGAGGUAAAACUCGAUCAAGAAGCUUUGGUCAACUUAAGGCCGAUAGAAAGAUGUUUUUUUUUUUUGGUACAAGCCGAUAGAAAGAUGUUUAAUGAUGGCGAUAAUAGAGAUAACUACUUUUUUUUUUCUUUGAACCAGAGAGAUAACUACAUUUGACACUUUUACACAGAAGUCUAAGAUAUAUAUUUGGCAAACGUAUAUUUUUUCUUUUAAUUUAUUUGUUUACUUCUUUAGACAAGCAAAGCAUAUUUUUUGCCUUUCUUACAAGUGGCAAGUACACAAAUAUGACUUUCAAUUUUUCCCCACCUGAAUGAUAUCCUGUCAAAUUUAUGUAUCAUCUCAUUUGAUUAAUUUUAGUGAUCUAGUUUAUUUUAGUAGCAUUUUAGUAAGCGUUGAAAUAUAUUAUUUGUAUUAUUAUUUUUAACCUGGCUACUUCAAAUUCGUUUAGUUCUAAAAUAUAAAUUUGGUAUAUAUAGUUAUCUCUUUUUUUUUUAAUAAAGUGGGUGAAUUACUUUUGGAGAAAAAUAAAUUACGGUUGGUUCCCUACGUAAAAACUAUGGAUUCUCAAGUUCUCAUGCGUACUUAUUGUAAACCUGUAUUUGAUAUAGAUACAAAAUCAAUAAAACUAAGUAUUUUAUAUUAUAUAUUUUUUGACAAAAGAGUUUCUAUUUUUUUGUAACCGAAAAGGGCUUUCUAUUUAAAUGCAAGAAACAAACUAAGUACUUUAUAGUACAUUGCUACCUUUUAUUUUACCAAAGUGUUGAUGGUCGAAUGGUAAUUAAUUACUUUGUGAUAUAGAUUCAGACCACCUUUUUGAUAUAUAAUUUUUUUAUAGUAAAAAUUGACUCCAAAACGGAAAGAGAUUAAAUGCUAGAACACUAGUAUUAAAGGUAUUUCUAAGGCUUCGAAUGGUGACCAUCGUCCCGUUCCACCCCAUCCUGCAGUUAAAUGUAACAAAAUUCUCUAUAUAUAGUAUAUAUUUAUACAUUUUUAUAACUGUUAGAACCGCACCGCAGUUAAACCGCUUGUCCCGCACCGCUCAAACCGCAGUCACCAUUCGGAGCAUUAGAAGUUCUGAAAAUAAAAGAAAAUUAUUGAUACUUUAUUAGGUUGAGUACUUUAAAUUCAAGAAAUCUACCUCAAAAUAUCUAUAAAUAUAUUGAGAAUCCAUGUUAAAAGAAUCACUAUUGGUCAGAAACUUUCACUGUUAACAAAAAAUAGAAAUAAAAACUUGAUUCUAUUUAUAAAUGUACAACAAUGUACCAAAAAUAUUUUGUUAAGAAGAAUAUAAAUUAAAAGGAAUGUACAAUUACAUAUCCCAUAAUGGAAAAAUACAUAUAGACUUCCUCAGAAAGCACCUAUUGUCAGUUGUCAACCCUAGCCAGAUAAUAUAUUUUUCAAAAAAGAAAAGAAGAAAUAUUCCCGCGCAAUCACAGGUAAUCUUGGUAGACUGGAGGCUAUAUAAGGAACCCUAGUAAGAGCCAGAUACUCCAUCUCUCUCCCUACUCUUACUUUUCCCUCACGUUUCUGUUUUCAGAUAUUAACAUCCGUAAGUAUUUCAUGUUUUUCUAUCGAUAUUUCGUGUACUAAUAUUCUCUUUAUGUCCAAUAUUUCUUUUGUAUCUAUCAAUAAGAAAAUGGCUAAGCUUUUUUACAAAAAAAAAAGAAAAAGAAAAUGACUAACUCGUAAAAACUUUUAAAUUUUCGGCAGAACUAAAAGGUAUGGGAACGAACGGGACAACAUGUUCAGGAACGAUGAAAGCAACCUCUAAUGGAGUCUUCCAAGGAGAUGAUCCUCUGCAUUACGCGUUGCCUCUUCUCAUACUCCAAAUCUGUAUCGUUCUUCUUCUCACUCGUGUUCUUGCUUUUCUCCUCCGCCCUCUCCGGCAACCACGUGUCAUCGCCGAGAUAGUGGGUGGAAUAUUACUUGGUCCAUCAGCUCUUGGCAAAAGCUCGAAGUUUCUCAACACAGUCUUCCCAGCAAAGAGUCUGACGGUUCUUGACACACUUGCAAACUUAGGUCUCAUCUUCUUCCUCUUCCUCGUUGGCCUCGAGCUUGACCCUAAAUCCCUCAAGCGAACAGGAAAGAAAGCUCUCUCCAUCGCUCUAGCUGGAAUAACUUUCCCUUUCAUCCUCGGCAUCGGAACUUCUUUUGUUCUCCGUAGCUCCAUUGCUGAUGGUGUUAGCAAAGCUCCUUUCCUUGUCUUCAUGGGGGUUGCUCUCUCCAUCACCGCCUUUCCCGUCUUGGCUCGUAUUCUCGCUGAGAUCAAGCUUCUCACAACUGAUAUUGGGAAGAUAGCUUUGUCCGCUGCUGCUGUUAACGACGUGGCCGCUUGGAUUCUACUUGCUCUCGCGGUGGCUCUCUCGGGCGAUGGGAACUCUCCUCUCACUUCUUUAUGGGUGUUUCUAGCGGGUUCCGGUUUUGUCCUGUUCUGUAUCUAUGCAGUGCAACCGGGGAUCAAGUGGAUAGCUAAACGUUGUCCUGAAGGGGAACCAGUUAAAGAACAAUACGUGUGUUACACGUUAGGUAUUGUUCUUGCUGCUAGCUUUGUCACGGACUUGAUUGGGAUCCACGCUUUGUUCGGUGCGUUUGUGAUCGGUGUUAUCUUCCCUAAGGAAGGUAACUUCGCGAACUCUCUUGUUGAGAAAGUUGAGGACCUUGUGUCAGGUCUUUUCUUGCCGCUUUACUUUGUCUCAAGCGGUUUGAAGACCGAUGUUGCGACGAUACAAGGAGCUCAGUCUUGGGGGCUUUUGGUUUUGGUUAUUUUUACUGCUUGUUUUGGUAAGAUCGUUGGCACGGUGGGGGUUUCUCUUUACUGUAAAGUUCCACUUGACGAGUCGUUGGCACUCGGUUUCUUGAUGAACACGAAAGGUCUUGUCGAGCUCAUCGUCCUUAACAUUGGUAAAGACAGAGGGGUUUUGAACGAUCAAGUCUUUGCUAUAAUGGUACUAAUGGCGAUUUUCACAACGUUCAUGACGACUCCUUUGGUUUUAGCUGUUUAUAAACCGGGUAAAUCCACAACCAAAGGCACUUUCAAGAACCAAACGGUCGAGGAAACGAACCAGUCGAACAAACCGCUCCGUCUCAUGUUCUGUUUCCACAGCAUAAUGAACAUUCCCACCAUAGUGAACCUCAUAGAAGCGUCCCGAGGCACGAACCGUAAAGAAAGCCUAUCAGUCUACGCGAUGCAUCUGAUGGAGCUUUCCGAGAGAUCAUCAGCUAUACUAAUGGCCCACAAGGUCAGAAAAAACGGUCUCCCUUUCUGGAACAAAGACAAACCUGGAACUAGCUCUUCCGACAUGGUGGUGGUUGCAUUCGAGGCUUUCAGGAGACUCAGCCGUGUCUCUGUCCGUCCAAUGACGGCGAUCUCAGCGAUAUCGACUAUACAUGAAGACAUAUGCCGAAGCGCUGAACGCAAAAGCGUCGGUAUGGUGAUUCUUCCGUUUCACAAGCACGUUAGGCUGGACAGAACAUGGGAGACGACUAGGAACGAUUACCGUUGGAUUAACAAGAAGGUUAUGGAUGAGUCUCCAUGUUCUGUCGCGAUUCUUGUCGAUCGUGGUCUUGGUGGUACCACUCGUGUCGCGUCUAGCGAUUUCUCGUUGGCUAUAACGGUUUUAUUUUUUGGAGGGAAUGAUGAUCGCGAGGCGUUAGCGUUUGCAGUGCGUAUGGCGGAACAUCCUGGUAUUACGUUAAACGUUGUUCGGUUUAUUCCUAGUGAGGAGUUUAAACCGGAUAAUGUGAAGCUAGAGAUAACCGAAGAUCAAGUCGGUUCUUGCUCAGGGGAGACCAGAUUGACUGAUAUAGAAGCUAUUACCGAACUUAAAGCAAAGAUUAAAGAACAAGAAAGCUCUCGUUCUGAUUCGGACACCGAAUCUCAGAUCGUGUAUGAAGAGAGAAUCGUGAAAUGUCAAGAGGGAGUUUGCGAGGCUAUCAAAGAAUAUUCAAGAAGUAAUCUUUUCUUGGUGGGGAAGUCGCCGGAUGGUUCAGUUGCGUCGGGACUAGACGUGUUAAGAAGCGACACGCCAGAGCUUGGUCCGGUCGGGAACUUGUUAACGUCAAGUGAAAGUGUUUCGACGGUGGCCUCGGUGUUGGUGGUGCAACAGUACGUAGCAAGAUGUGAUUCUCAUGUCGUGGGAGUUUUGAAGAACGUCACGGAGGAAGAGUUGCCGGUUAAGGAUACCGAGAGUCCUUAGGGAAGUUUCUCUUUGGGAUUCUAAGGUCAAAACAUUGACUUUGUAUAAUAACAUCUGUUUCAUGUUGUAACAAAAAAUUUGAAUAUAUGAUUUCUAUGUUUCAAAAGAGAAAACGUUUGAUUACAUAUGGUAGGUGUUCGUAACAUUUGAAUUAAAUUAACCAAGAGGAAGUAUAAUUAUAGAGACCGUUACUAGUCAAUAAUUAUUGUUAAAGCAUUUUAGGAAUUAAAUUCAGGUGGAUUUUUAAUGUGAUCAUCAAUUCAUGUUAUAAUUCGGUAAGAACUUGAUGCUAAUUGUUUAAUGUGUAAGAUCCAUGUAGGUAGUUUGCCGAUGACGAGAGAAAAUUAAUUCGGAAAGGACGUAAAUAUUUCAUGGAAAUAAAUUUGAAAAUAAUUAAUUAUUAUAUAUAACUGAAGAUUAAAUUGUAAAUUUAGUAACAAAAUGCUUUUUUUUAACAAAAAAAAAAGAAGAAGUAACAAAAUGCCCCUUAAGACAAAAAGAAUCUUAAUCACACAUUACAAUAUCGAUUUAAAGGUGCAAGUUCAAUUUAGUUUUUUUUUUUUUUUUGUAACACGCAAGUUCAAUUUAGUAUAAUGUAUAAAUAUUACGGUGAACCAACGAUCUACCAGGCACUCCUCCACCCGAAUUCUAUUCUCAUUGGCAGGGAUUAAUAUUGUUUGGUCGUCCACAAAGAAGUGAAACCACGUUUAGAUAGAAAUUAUGGCAUCCUAACAAUUGAUGAAACUCAUAGUUAUCAAAUCGUUUUGACAAUUCGUUAAUAUGACCAAUGAUUGGGUUGAUAAAAUUGCUACAAAAUCGGGUUACUAUUCGCAUAUAUACGCUAUUAAAAUAGAGUUUUAAAUUUAUCUACCAUUGAAGUUGUCAUUUAAGUUUUGGACUGUUUCAAGUUUGUUAGUGUGUUACAUAAUUUACGGACCAUAUCCUGUUAGUUACAAUUAAUUAUACAAUAAAAUUAAAACUAGAUAACUUAAAUUAAACCAACAAUCUAUUAUAUUAUAACAACCAAACGAAUUAUGUUCUAUUGAAUUAUGUUCUAUCUACUCUAUUAAACUAUACCGAUUGUAUAUUUACAAUUAUAUUAGCAAUUCAAUAACUCUCCUAUAGAUUAAACUUUGCUCUAAGUUGAUUUAUAAUUUUCUCUUAUCAACAUCAUAUAAUUUUCUCUAUACCGAACAUGUAUAUGUUUGGUUCCUCUUUAACUUACAUGCCAUUAUGAACAGAUGACUUAGAGACUUAGAGAUACAUGUCAUUAUAUAAAAGUCAAUAAUAUAAUUUCAAAAGUGCCAAAAUAUGAUAUCUAUUUAUAAAAAUCUAUUUAAAAAAAAUAGAGUAUAAGUUAGGAAUUACAUGUAUUAUUUAUUUAAAAAAUAUUUGUAACUACUAAUUUCGAAAAUAUAAUCCUUAUCUACAAGAAAAUUACAAAGAUAUUAUUCAGCAAAUAUUUCAAAAAUAUAAUCCUUAUCUACAAGAUUCUUAACAAGAUAUUAUUCAUACUAACUUGACUUGCACACCAAAUAAUCGAUAACAACAUAAUACAAUUUAUUUAUCACGAGAUUUUCUCAUAUUUGAAAGUUUAUAUUUUUUAAAAUAAACUAAACAAUCACAUUAACCAUAUAAUAAAAAAUUAGAUUUUUUUCUUAUACGUUAUAUUUUAAUUUUUUUAAAACGUCUAUAAAUUACUAAAUCUCGGUCGAUACACCAAAGAUUUAUUUAGAAGCUAUUGAAAUCACCUAGCGAGAAUAUGGAUUUCACAACAAAUUUGCUUUCGUAACCUUUACCCCCUUUCUCUUCGUCACAAUACCGAAAAUGAAUAAUUUGAAAGUGUCGAUUAAAAAUCUGAAAUGGUAAUGUUUUCUUUAGUUCAGUCCAUUGUUUUCCUUAACUAGAUGUGCCACGUACAUAGAAGAAUGUAUUUUGGCCUAAAAAUGAUUGCAUACCCCAAAUCAAUACGAAUCAUCAUCAAUUUUGUCUAAAACUUUGUUACAAUAAAAAAUAUAGGUUUGGGCAAAAAAUCUGAAUCCAAAAAAUCGUACCAAAGGUAGUAAUGAACUUUAAUCAAAAUUGGUUAGAUAUCCGAACGGGUUCAAAAUUUUGGUAUCUAGAGAACCAAAAUGGAACCGGAUCCGAAACAAAAUAUUUCGGGUAUCCGAAUAUAUUCGAACCAUAUAUAUAUACUUAAAUAUAUUAAUUAUUUUAAAAUUUAAUAUUUAAAGAAUAUACAAAAUAUAUAAGAUGUUUUUAAGUUGUCCAAAGUACUUAAAAAUAUAUAUAAAUAGUUAAAAGUACAUGUUUAAAAUAGUUAAAGGAUACUCAAAAUACCAAAAUUACUUAAAAUAUCUAUUUAUUUCAUAUCCAAAUAUUUAAGAUAAACCAAAUUUUAUUUUAAGUUUAAGUAUUUUGGCAUACAUUAUUCUAAUUUAUAUGUUAUAUAUUAUUUUUAUUUUUAGAUUUUGAGAUAUUUAAAGUAAAUAUGAAUUUUAUUUUGUUUUUAAAGUUAAAGUAGUUAUCCGAAUCCAAACUCAAACCAAACCCGCAAAGAUUCGAAUUAAAUCAAACUUGCAAAGAUCAGAACAAACCGAACCGAGCCAAAUCGAACCAAACCAAAUGGUACCCGAGUGUCCACUCCUAAGAUUCAAAUGUACAAAAAAGUUAUUCAUAGCAAAGUAUACUAUUUAUAAUAUUUAAAUACAAUAUAUUUU
This is a messenger RNA of Brassica rapa (field mustard), 8991 nucleotides long. RefSeq names its product cation/H(+) antiporter 17. Gene Ontology annotation, molecular function: antiporter activity. Gene Ontology annotation, biological process: regulation of pH; proton transmembrane transport. Gene Ontology annotation, cellular component: endomembrane system; membrane. Lineage: Eukaryota; Viridiplantae; Streptophyta; Magnoliopsida; Brassicales; Brassicaceae. The record is from RefSeq and is a predicted model, not a curated record.